This is a messenger RNA of Paramuricea clavata, 20113 nucleotides long. Lineage: Eukaryota; Metazoa; Cnidaria; Anthozoa; Malacalcyonacea; Plexauridae. The record is from the annotation of a GenBank genome assembly.
GAUUUAUCUUAUACCAAAUCAUUGAGUUCAAUUUUGCCCGUUAUAACUUGAACCAAAUGACCCACUGAUUGAAUGAUUGAUUGAUUGACUUCCUUGAUUGAUUUCAUCAAUUGAUUUGACUUGAUUUCAUUGAUUAUGUGUUUGUUUGACUGGCAUUGAUUGAAAUUGAAUGAUAUUAAUUGAUUAUUUGAGAACUAUCUGCUGUUUUGUGACUCUUAUGACAUUCCGUAUAUUUGAAAUGAAUUUUUCUCAAUGUCAAGUACACUUCUAUUAUUAAAUACUAGCAGGCUAAUUAAAUACCUUUAAAAAUUACCACAUGUAUGGAUAAACUGAUAGCAAGCCAAUGAUUUUGUUAACUGGGUCUGUGUAGUAUAAUAUAUGCUAUGUGAUUUAUGUAAAGUUGAGUGCAAAAGUGGUUCAGUCGAUACUUUCAUCCAGACGGAAGUAUGAGAAAGCGAAAGUUUGGCAAGUGAAUAAUUAAUGAUUUACAUGUAAAUUAGCUCACAAACACUUUCAUAUUGGAUCAACAACGAUUCAGCACAAAGAGCUAUCGUGACUUAAAUUUUGUCUUGCGAAAUGUCUAUACCAAAAAGCCAACACAAGGUAAGAAAGAUGUGUUUCCACUUAGACCUGGCCACUCAACGGUGAGAGUUGAUCAUGCAGCGAUUUGCAACUCUCACUCGCGAUUAUCUGGGCCACGAGAAUGACUGUGAAACUCUCAUGUGUAUGCUCUCGCUAACCAACUUUCGUCGAUAUUUUAUUGAAAAUAACGCAUGCGUUCUGUAUUUGUUAAGGUGUACAUGUAUAUGAAUGAUUUUAACGCUAUGUGUGCUGAGGUCUACAAACAUCAGCACAUCCAAACAGGAGGGAAUUUGUUUGGUCUGUGGACGACUUCGGGUAGUGCUGUAGUUCAUGUCGUCCUUGGCCCUGGUCAGGGUUGCAGGCGAACAAGCACCUCGUUUCAUCAAGAUUUAAAAUAUAUGGCUCGUGUUGGUCGCUUUGUCAACGAGGGAUACAUGUUAUGUCAUAUCGGAGAAUGGCAUUCCCACCACAAUCUGAGUUUAAGCAAACCAAGCGCUGAAGACGAAGGCACCAUCAGACGUAACUUCCCUCGAGGCAUGUCGAAAUUUUUGGUCAUCAUUGCAAACAUCAGGAACGGUGAUACAAUUAAACUGUCUCCGUAUUUCUUCACCAACGGCGGUGAGCGCUAUGCGAUAGCAGAGUAUGAGGUUUUAAAAUCCGACAGUCCGUUCUCAACUGAUGAUAAAAUUGCGGCAGAAAUUAAUUUGGGAGCAGAGCUAAACGAAACUAAUCAUGCUAGAGCCUCUUUAACAUUUAUCAAAACCCCACGAAACACGGGCUCAAAUUCUAAACGAGGGAAUGACAACACCUGUCCCACUUAUUCGCAGACUGUCUCGCGAAAUUCCCAUGAAAACCCCCGAAACACAGACUCGAGUACGCAACGGGAUAACAACACUAAUUCGACCACCCAAUCGCAGGCAACCGCGACGAAUUCCUCAACAGAGAAGGCGGCUAAACCCACACCGAUGGAUACAUCUGAUUCUCCGGGAGAUCAUCCAACCCCCCCCGGCCGACCGUACUUCGUCUCAAGCUAGCAAUAACCCCCCUGAACGAAACACAUCUCAAAACCAAACUUCGAGUGGUAGCCCAGAUGAGGCUACAACGAAAGAAAUUAUCUUGAAGAAAAUUAAGGAUGGGCUUGAAAAAUAUUUCGGCAGCGAAGGAAAAGUGGAUAUUGAACGUACCAGUCAUGUUGAUGUACAAAUGACAUUUAAACAUGACACAAAAUACUGGAUGCUUCGCUUCCAUGAAACCUUCCCAAAUCAACCUGCGCGACUUUCCUGCGCGUACAAUCCUGAACGUUUAUCAAAAAUGUCACCAUGUUCUGAUUAUUUUCUAGUGAAACCUCUUACCAAUCAUGUCAAUGUACUGCUGUCUAUCAAGAAAACUUGCUAUGGUGAAUUUUGUAAGAUUUGCAAAAAUAUCACUAAAGAAAAUUUAGCCAAGCCUGCUGCUGCAGUGUCCCCAGAUAACUCAAAGGUUACGGACGUUCUAAACGAGUUAACAAAAGAUAUCAAAAUGACCAUCUUAACACCAUUAACGUUUGCUAGUCAAGCCCAAAAUGACGGGAGUAAUAGAAUUGAAUUUCAGCAUUACCACGCGAAGUGGUCCAUAGAGAUCCCGGCCGAGUUUCCUGAUAAGCCUGCAGAGGUCUACAAACAAGAAAGUAGCUAUCGCUAUCCAGAGAAGAAGACAAUAAAUGAUUCGUCAAAGAGCAGACAUGAACAGAAAUCAUUGCCAUUGAUUUCGUCAGAUCUCAUCAUGUUAGCCAUCAGAAGUAACUGUUACUGCUCGCAAUGUAUAAGAAUGUAGGAUACCUUAAACAAGUAGCCGACAGACAAUAUAUAGGUAGGGUAUUCUUGUUCUGAUAUGAUUGCAUUUAAUAUACAUAGGCUGCUUUUCAUUCAAAUUUGUAUGAUGCUUAGUAUAGUUUGUUGGAGUUAUAUAACUGCAUGUUAGCGAGAAAAUUUUCAGAAAUGUAACUGAAUAUGAAUUUCAUGCAAUAAUUUUGAAAUUAUAAUGAUAAAAAUGUGAUUGUGAAACAAAGUAUUUUUCCAUUACCGUAUUCCUGUAUUAAGCCUCGUCUAAUAUGCCUCCCCUUGUAGAGGAAUCUAUCGAGCCCUUCCACAUACAUUGCAUUAUAUAACAGCAUGACAUCAAACACUGAUUCUUGUGUACUCCAUUUUCCUGGAACGAAAGGUUUUUCCCAGCAGAAAAAACAGUAUUUUUCUUGGUAAAACACAGGUGGGACACUUUUAGUUUUUGUUAUGUAAACGAUUUUAAAACCGCAAACACUGUAUGGUUUGUUUUCCAAAAGAUUUCAAGACCAACCCUGCCAAAUUAUUUUACUCUUCCUAUGGAGCUGCAGUACGUCAUAAUGAAUGUAGGAAUUUUGAGCUUGUUACACCACUGAAUAAUGAAGUCAAUAUGUUGCUUACAAUAAAGAAUAUAUGCCGUGGAUGUAAGGUCUGCAAGCAUUUCAUAAAAGAAUCGCUUCCUCAGUCUGAUUUUAAACUCACGCUCUAUGGCGAGGCUUGCGGUUUCCCUAAGUAAACUUGUGAGUGAACUUACAACGAUCUUCAAUGAUGUGACUGCUUUGAAUGUAAAUCAACCCUUAGAGAACAGUCACGCCAAAAUAGCAUUCAAGCACGGACAUUAUCAUUGGAUUAUUAAUCUUCCAGCUCAAUUUCCUGAAAUACCUGCAAAGGUGUCUUAUUUGUUCCAUGAGAAAAGUUCCCAGGAACAUGAGGCGUUAUUGUAUGAAAAAUAUUCAUGUGGUCCACAGGAUUUAAAUACGUCAAAACUGAUCAUUAAAGCUAUUCAUACCAACUGUACUUGUAGAAGAUGUUUAGACAUACGACAGCAAUAUCAGUGAUGAAAAUACUUUAAUGUCGCAAACAGCUUUAUUAUAGAUACUCCGUUAGAUGUAUUCUAUAAUUUUUAAACAUUAAUUUAAUGUAGAAUAAGAAUAAUUACAAAGAUCUUCAUUAGAAUUUGUGAUUAAAGUAGAGGUGAUUAUAUAAAAAAAAAGAAGAUUUCUGUUCUAAUUUCAAUGACCGGCGAAUUUCAUAGAUCAAGACGGUUUCAGUCACACGGCCGUAGCUCAAAACUGUACUCAUGGUCUCUGGAUAAAACCCUUUUUUGCAAUCAUUUUUUAAUGUGGACAUAAUUUUUCAAAUAUACGAAUAGGAUUUAUCUUACACCAAGUCAUUGAGUUCAGUUUUACCCGAUAUAACUUGAACAAAUUACCCACUGAUUAAUUGAUUGAUUGAUUGAUUGACUUGAUUGCUUGAAUCAGUAAUUGAUUGACUUCAUGGAUUGAUUGAUUGUUUAAUCUCUUGAAACACACUUACUUUAGUUAUAAAACAUUCAAUUCUGUUCAUUAUAAAUUAGAUUUUUUCAAUGGCAAGUACACUUCUAAUUCCUUUGGGAAUUAAAACACUAAAGUAUGUAUCACAAUAUAUCUUACAUAAUAUAACAGCAUGACACCAAACAAUGACUCUUGUGUACUCCAUUUUCCUGGAACUAUAAAGGUUUUUCCCGGUAGAAAAGACCAGUAUUUUUUUUGGUGACAAAACUUAAAAGGCAGUUCCCUUUAAAUAUUGCGUCACAGCAAUAAACCAGUGAAAUGAAAUAUCGUGCAAAGAAAACAAAUUUGCAGUCUCUGCAUGAUGUCACUGAGAACAAACUAAUACCAGAUUAAUACGAGGGGUAUUUCUUAUCAUGCAGUUUCCUCUCGCCCAGUGGAUACAUUAUCUUAUAUUUAUGGACUAAGUCGAGUUCAGUCAACCGCGUCUCAAACCUGUACUCUGGAUAAAACCCACUUUUGAAUGUGGGCAUAUCACUUAUUAACUUUUCAAACUUACGAAUAGGAUUUAUCUUAUACCAAAUCAUUGAGUUCAAUUUUGCCCGAUAUAACGUCAACCCAAUGACCCACUGAUUGAAUGGUUGAUUGAUUGAUUUCAUUGAUUGAUUUCAUCAAUUGAUUGACUUGAUUUCAUUGAUUAUGUGUUUGUUUGACUCGUAUUGAUUGAAAUUGAAUGAUAUUAAUUGAUUAUUUGAGAACCAUCUGCUGUUUUGUGACUCUUAUGACAUUCCGUAUAUUUGAAAUGAAUUUUUCCCAUUGUCAAGUACACUUCUAUUAUUAAAUACUAGCAGGCUAAUUAAAUACUUUGAAAAUUACCACAUGUAUGCAUAAACUGAUAGCAAGCCAAUGAUUUUGUUCACUGGGUCUGUGUAGUAUAAUAUAUGCUAUGUGAUUUAUGUAAAGUUGAGUGCAAAAGUGGUUCAGUCGAUACUUUAAUCCAGACGGAAGUAUGAGAAAACGAAAGUUUGGCAAGUGAAUAAUUAGUUAUUUACAUGUAAAUUAGCUUGCAAACACUUUCAUAUUGGAUCAACAACGAUUCAGCACAAAGAGCUAUCGUGACUUAAAUUUUGUCUUGCGAAAUGUCUAUACCAAAAAGCCAACACAAGGUAAGAAAGAUGUGUUUCCACUUAGACCUGGCCAGUCAACGGUGAGAGUUGAUAUCAUGCAGCGAUUUGCUACUCUCGCGAUUAUCUUUGCCACGAGAAUGACCGUGAAACUCUCAUGUGUAUGCUCUCGCUAACCAACUUUGGUCGAUAUUUUAUUGAAAAUAACGCAUGCGUUCUGUAUUUGUUAAGGUGUACAUGUAUACGAAUGAUUUUAACGCUAUGUGUGCUGAGGUCUACAAACAUCAGCAUAUCCAAACAGGAGGAAAUUUGUUUGGUCUAUGGACGACUUCGGGUAGUGCUGUAAUUCAUGUCGUCCUUGGCCCCGGCCAGCAUUGCAGGCGAACAAGCACCUCGUUUCAUCAAGAUUUAGAAUAUAUGGUUCGUGUUGGUCGCUUUGUCAACGAGGGAUACAUGUUGUGUCAUAUCGGAGAAUGGCGUUCCCACCACAAUCUGAGUUUAAGCAAACCAAGCGCUGGAGACGAAAACACCAUCAGACGUAACUUCCCUCGAGGCAUGUCGAAAUUUUUGGUCAUCAUUGCAAACAUUACAAACGGCGAUACAAUUAAACUGUUUCCGUAUUUCUUCACCGACGGCGGUGAGCGCUAUGAGAUAGCAGAGUAUGUGGUUCUAGAUUCUGACGGUCUGUUCUCAACUGAUGAUAAAAUUGUGGAAGAAAUUCAUUUGGGAGCAGAGGGAAAAGAAUAUCAGCGAAGAAGAGAAACUACUUUGGUAGAGGUUGCCAAUCACAGUGGAGCCGCUUUACGAAAUGCAGGAAACCAACAUAACACGUCUUCUAAUUCUCGACGGGAUGGCCACACCAAUCCAACUUGCUUGCAGGCUAACCAAAUCUCAUCCCUGGUUGGCCUAAGUACAUCCGCAUCGAAGCCUAACCCAAGUUCAUCUGACUCCCUGGUUAACUCAAAUAUACCUGCAUCGAAGGCUAACACCAGUGUACACCAUGUUGACUCACGUACACCCAACCCCAAAGCUAGCCAAAGUACACCCAACUCCAAGGUUGACCAAAAUACAUAUGAUUCCAAGGUUAACCAAAGCUCAUCCGAAUCCCAGCCCACCCCAAAUGGAUCCACUCGCGAGGAACCAAUGGAUACAGAAGAUAGUGAUCUUCACCCUCCUGGCGAUCACGAAAGAUCGAGUGAUAGACCUGAAAACGCCACCUCUGCAUCUCAACCUGGUACCUCCGCCGGUGGUCAAGCAGAUCCAGACAAGAAUAAAAAUGGUAAUGAAGAAACACUGUCUGAACACGAUAUUGCGUUGAAGAAAAUUUAUGAUCAACUCAAAAAAUGGUUUGGUAUUCAAUCCGAUUCCAAGUUCAAAUUCGAAAAAUCCAAGGAUAUUCCUGAUGCCAUCGAAAUUAGUUUUAAGCAUAAUCGCAGAUACUGGAUGGUUCGUUUUCCUGAAGAUUUUCCUACCAAGCCUGCAAAAUUAUUUUAUUCUUCCUGGGAAGCCUCAGUGCGUCAUAAUGAAUGUUUCGCCUUUGAAAUUGUUAAACCACUGGACAACGAAGUCAAUGUUUUGCUCACAAUAAAGAAUGUAUGUCACUGUAAGGUUUGCAAAAAUUUCCCAAAAGAAUCGCUAUCUCAGCCUAAUUUAAACUCACGCUCUAUGGAGAAGCUUGCGGUUUCCCUAAAUAAACUUGUGAGUGAACUUACAACGAUCUUCAGUGAUGUGACUGCUUUGAAUGUAAAUCAACCCUUAGACACCAGUCACGCCAAAAUAACAUUCAAGCACGGACAUUGGCGUUGGAUUGGCGUUCCAGCUCAAUUUCCUGAAAUACCUGCAAAGGUGUCUUAUUUGGUCUAUGAGAAAAGUUCCCAGGAACAUGACGCGUUAUUAUAUGGAAAACAUUCACGUGGUCCACAGGAUUUAAAUACGUCAAAACUGAUCAUUAAAGCUAUUCAUAGCAACUGUACUUGUUGGAGAUGUUUGGACAUACGACGGCAAUAUCGAUGAUGAAAAUACUCUAACGGAGUAUCUAUAAUAACGCUAUUUGCUACAUUAGUCGUAUUUUAUAAUUUUUAAAACAUUACAUGUAGAAUAAUUACAAAGAUCUCCAUUAGAAUUUCUGACUAUAGAGGUGAAUAUAUAUAAUAAAUGAAGUAGUCUUCGAGUUUGAAUUGAAGAUGAAUUUUAUAGAUCAAGACGGGUUCAGUCUACACGGCCGUAGCUCAAAACUACACUCUGGAUGAAACCCAUCUUUUGCAAGCACUUUUGAAUGUGGGCAUAACUUUUCAACCUUACGAAUAGGAUUUAUCUUAUCCCAAGUUAUUGAGUUCAAUUUGCCCCAUAUAACUUGAACCAAAUUACCCACUGAUUCAAUGAUUGUUUGAUUGACUGGAUUGAUCAACUUCAUUGAUUAUUUGUUUGUUUCACUUCAAGUUAAAAAUAUAAUUGCCCAGCAAAUAAUUCGUAAAAGAGGCAUAUUAAAAAAAAAAAACAUUUGGUAUGUAAAAACAUUUAUUGAGUAACGUUUCGUCACAUUACAAGACAUAGUUAAGUUAAAUACAGUUGAGCUAUUUCAUCUAUUUUAUAACACAUUUUAAAAAAAAUAUAUGAUAUACAAUUGCAAACGGUUAAAAAGUUAAAAGUAGAAAGAUGCAACGUUCAUGGUAUUUUAUAUGUAUAAACAAGAUACUGAGAUUAGUGAAAGAUAUAGAUUAAAAUAAAAAGGUAUGUCAAGAGGUUAGCGUCAGUGUUAAAAUAAUUGAUUGACUUCAUGGAUUGAUUGAUUCUUUUAUAUCAAAUUGAAACACACCUACUUUAGUUAUAAAACAUUCAAUUCUGUUCAUUAUAAAUUAAAUUUUUUCAGUGGCAAGUACACUUCUAAUUCCUUUGAAAAUUAAAACACUAAAAAGUAAAGUAGACCAAUGUAUCACAAUAUAUCUUGUAUAAUAUAACAGCAUGGCAUCAAACACUGAUUCUUGUGUACUCCAUUUUCCUGGAACGAAAUUAGGUUUUUUCCGGUAGAAAAGAUCAGUAUUUUUCUUCGUAAAACCACAGGUGGUACACUGUUUAGUUUAUGUGAUGUAAACGAUUUUAAAACAGCCAAACAAACAAAAUUUACCUUGUUUAAGAGUAAAAUAAAGUAAUUGAGUUGUAUUAAGUCCAGAUUGAGAAAUAUUCCUUGACAAACUUUGUUAUUAGCAUAUUACACGUGUCAAGGAAUAUUUCUCCACUUGGUACACAUCAAAUAGCCAUCGGGUAAGUAAAUUUGUUUAUUCAACUGUAUUUUACUUUUUGCAAGGUACAUUUUGUUUAUUUGGUUGUUUUAAAAUAAUUUACAUGACAUAAACUAAUCAGUAUACAACCGGCCUGCUUGUGGUAAAACGUUACAAAUUAGAAGCCCAACAUAUAGAUACAUGAUUUUGUUAAAGUCUGUCUAGUAUAAUACAUUGUGAUUUAUGUAAAUUUAGCCGCCAAGUGAAUAUAUAUAAACUUACAAGGCAGUUCCACUUUCAAUAUUGCGUCGCAGGAUUUCAGCACUUAGAGCUAUCUUAACCUAAACUUGCAAUUGUCUUACAAAGAAAUGUCUGUGCCAAAGAGCGAACACAAGGUAUGAAAAAUAGAUCUAUUUUUCCCAGUUAGAAUUGGUCAAUCGAGGAUGGAAUUGACGGCAACUCUCGCUCGCGUUGCAAGACUGCGACACGAGAAUGACCAUGAAACUCUCAUAUCGACUCGCUCUUGCAAUCGAUAUUUUACUAUAAUUAGCCAUUCCGAAGUUGAUGAGUGGACUGGGGACGAGUGAUAAAAAGUGCCCAAAUUAAGAAAUGAACCAAAUCACUAAAACGAGCACCUCAAAAUUAGUAAGUAUACAAAGUUUGAAUACGUUUACAUGAAUACCCUUCGAAUAAUAAGCUUUCGAAAAUUGUGAAAUUACUGAUUAAAAGAUUGUUUUUGGGACACGCGUCUCAAAAGCACAAAUUAGAAUACAUUUCAUAGUAAAUAUCGCGAUUUUCGAAAGCUUAUUAUUCGAAGGUUAUUCAUGUAAACGUCUUCAAACUUUGUAUAUUUACUAAUUUUGAGGCGCUUUUUUAGUGAUUUGGUUCAUUUCUUAAUUUGGGCAAUUUCGUCCCCAGUCCUCUCAUCAACUUCGGAAUGGCUAAUUGAUAUAUAUUUCUAUAUUUUAUCAUAUACAUGUACACACAUGUAUAUGAAUGAUUUUAAUGCUAUGUGUGCUGAGGUCCACAAACAGCAGCAUAUCCAAACAGGAGGAAAUUUGUUCGGUCUGUGGACGACGUUGGGUAGUGCUGUAAUUCGUAUCGUCAUUGGCCCUGGUCAGGGUUGCAAGCGAACAACCACCUCGUUUCAUCAAGAUUCAGAAUAUCUGGUUCGUGUUGGUCGCUUUGUCAACGAGAAACACAAGUUAUGCCAUAUUGGAGAAUGGCAUUCCCACCACAAUCUGAUUUUAGACAAACCCAGCGCUGAAGACGAAAUCACAAUCACACGUAACUUCCUUCAAGGCACGUCGAAAUUUUUGGUCAUCAUUGCAAACAUUAAAAACGGUCAUACAACUAAACUGUCUCCGUAUUUCUUUACCCACGGCGGUGAGCGUUAUGAGAUAGCAGAGUAUGUGGUUUUAGAAUCCGACGGUCCGUUCUCAACUGAUGAUAAAAUUGUGGAACAAAUUCAUCUGGUAGCUGAGGGAAAAGAAUAUCAGUGAAGAAGAGAAACUACUUUGGUGGAGGAUGCCAAUCACAGUGGAGCCUCUUUACGAAAUGCAACAAAACCGACAAAACACGGGUUCUAAUUCUCAACGGAAUGGCAACACCAAUCCAACUCGCUUGCAGCUAACCAAGGCUCCUCUCUGGUUGGUCUAAGUACAUCCGCAUCAAAGCCCAGUCCAAGUUUCUCUGACUCCCUGGUUAACGCUAGUACAUGUACAACAAAGCUUAACCCAUAUGUCUCCCUAGCUAACACAAAUAUACCUGCAUCGAAAGCUAACGGCAGUUUACCCCAGGUUGACCCAUGUAACUCAACUUUAAAGCCAAUCAAAAUACACCGAAAUCCCAGGUUGACCAAAAUGCAUCUGAUUCCAAGGUUUACUAAAAUGCCAACCCAAGUGGAUCCACUCCUAAUGAUCGCGAGGGACCAAUGGAUACAUAAGAUAGUGAUCUUCACUUUUCUGGAGAUCACGAAAGAUCGAGUUGUAGCACUGAAAACGCCACCUCUGCAUCUCAACCUGGCACUUCCGCCGGUGGUCAAGCAGAUCCAGACAAGAAUAAUAAUGGUAAUGAAGAAGCACUGUCUGAACGCGAUAUUGCUUUGAAGAAAAUUCAUGAUCAACUUAAAAAUUGGUUUGGUAUUCAAUCCGAUUCCAACUUCAAAUUCGAAAAAUCCAAGGAUAUUCCUGGUGCCAUCGAAAUUAAUUUUCAGCAUAAUCACAGAUACUGGAUGGUUCGUUUUUCUGAAGAUUUCCCGACCAAUCCUGCCAAAUUAUUUUACUCUUCCUAUGAAGUUGCAGCACUCAUAAUGAAUGUAGGAAUUUUGUGCUUGUUAAACCACUGAACAACGAAGUCAAUAUAUUACUUACAAUAAAGAACAUAUAUGCGGUGACUGUAAGAUCUGCAAGCAUUUUACAGGGGAAUCGCUUCCUCAGUCUGAUUUAAACUCACACUCUAUGGACAAGCUUGCGGCUUCCCUAAAUAUACUUGUGAAUGAAUUUACAAUGAGGUUAAGUGAUGUGAACAUAACUCACUUUGUCAACAGCAACGCCGAAGUAACUUUUAAGUACGCAAAGAAGCGUUGGAUUAUCUGUUUUCCAGCUCAAUUUCCUGAUAUAUCUGCAAAGGUGUAUUAUCUGCCCCAUGAUAGUAGUUCCCAGAAACAUGACAUUUUAUUUCAUGGAAAACAUUUAUCUGCUCCUCAGAUGACUCUUGUUAUGACAUUCCAUAUAUUUGAAAUGACUUUUUCUCAAUGUCAAGCACACUUCUACUAUCAAAUACCUUUGAGAAUUAUCACAUGUAUGGAUAAACUGAUAGCAGGCCAAUGAUUUUGUUAAAGUCUGCCUAGUAUAAUAUAUGCUAUGUGGUUUAUGCAAAGUUGAGUGCAAAAGUGGUUCAGUCUAUACUUUAAUCCAGCCGGAAGUACGAGAAAGCGAAAGUUUGGCAAGUGAAUAAUUAAUGAUUUACAUGUAAAUUAGCUUACAAACACUUUCAUAUUGGUCAACAACGAUUCAGUACAAAGAGCUAUCGUGACUUAAAAUUUGUCUUGCGAAAUGUCUAUACCAAAAAGCCAACACAAGGUAAGAAAGAUGUGUUUCCACUUAGACCUGGCCAGUCAACGGUGAGAGUUGUCAUGCAGCGAUUUGCAAAACACGAGUCACGAUUAUCUGCAUGGCCACGAAAAUGGCCGUGAAACUCUCAUGUGUAGGCUCUCGCUAACCAACUUUCGUCGAUAUUUUAUUGAAAAUAACGCAUACGUUCUGCAUUUGUUAAGGUGUAUAUGUAUAAGAAUGAUUUCAAUGCUAUGUGUACUGAGGUCUACAAACAUCAGGAUAUCCAAACAGGAGGGAAUUUGUUUGGUCUGUGGACGACUUCGGGUAGUGCUGUAAUUCAUGUCGUCCUUGGACCUGGUCAGGGUUGCAGGCGAACAGCCACCUCGUUUCAUCAAGAUUCAGAAUAUAUGGCUCGUGUUGGUCGCUUUGUCAACGAUGGGCACAUGUUAUGCCAUAUUGGUGAGUGGCAUUCCCACCACAAUCUAGGUUUAAGCAAACCAAGCGCUAACGACGAAAGCGCCGUCAGAAGUAACUUCCGUCAAGGCAUGUCGAAAUUUUUGGUCAUCAUUGCAAACAUCAGGAACGGCGAUACAAUAAACUGUCUCCAUAUUUCUUCACCGACGGCGAUGAGCGCUAUGAGAUAGCAGAGUAUGUUGUUGUAGAUUCCGACAGUCCGUUCUCAACUGAUGGUAGAAUUGUGGCAGAAAUUAAUCUGGGAGCAGAGGGAAAACAAUAUUAAUAAUAAUAAAUAUACUGCAGUUAGCAUAUAAUAAAAUAGAGUAAAAUGUAACGGUUAGAAAGUUUUACAUAUUUACACUGAAAGAAUCCAUGUUGUAAUUUCAAUGACCGGCGAAUAUUAUAGAUCAAGUCGGGUUCAGUCUACCCGGCCGUAGCUCGAAACGCAGCCUAGUCCCUAGGCCUCUUAGUACGCCUAUUUUGCGUUUCUGCAUGUACGGUUGGACGGCCCUGUACGGAAAUCAAAGGCGCGCACAGAGGACUAGGGACUAGUCUGCUCGAAACUGUAUUCUGGUCUCUGGAAAUCUCUGGAUAAAACCCCUUUUUGCAAUUUUUUUCUUUUUUUUUCAAACUUACGAAUAGAAUCUAUUUUAUACCAAGUAAUUGAGUUGAAUUGUACCCGAUAUAACUUGAAUCAAAUUACCCACUGAUUGAAUGAUUGAUUGAUUGACUUUAUUGAUUGAUUUCAUCAAUUGAUUGCUCGAUUUCAUUCAUUAUUUGUCUAUUUCACUUCAUAUUGAUUGAAAUUUGAUUGAUUUUUUUGAUGAUUUGAAAACCAUCUGCUGUCUUGUGACUCCUAUUAUGACAUUCCGUAUAUUAUAAAUGAAUGGUGUAUAUCACAUACCUUGCAUAACAAAACAGCGUGACGCCAAACACUCGUAAUCCGUUUUCUUGGAACUGAGUGUUUUUCCUGGAAGAGACCAGCUUUUUCUCAGUAAAGUUUUACAAAUUAUAUUAUCGAAACAAAAGCACUCAAACACAGAAUAGAUAUAGGGACGCAACCAUGUCCAUGCAUAAACUGAUUGCAGACCAAUGAUUUUGUUAAAGUCUGUCUAGUGUGGUAUAUACUAUGUGAUUUAUGAUGUAAAGUUGGGUGCAAAAGCAGUUCAAUCUAUAUUUUAAUCUAGACGGAAGUAUGAGAAAGCGAAAGGGAAUAAUGCAAAUGAAUAAAUAAUUUACAUAUAAAUGCAAACACUUUCAUAUUGGAUCAACAACGACUCAACACAAAGAGCUAUCGUGACUUAAAUUUUGUCUUGCGAAAUGUCUGUAUCAGAAAGCCAACACAAGGUAAGAAAGAUAGAUCUGUUUUUCCACUUAGGCCUGUGACAGUUGGUGCGAUUUGCAACUCUCGCUUGCGUUUAUCUUGACCACGAGAUUGACCGUGAAACUCUCGUGUAUAGGCUCUCGCUAACCAACUCUCGUCGCUAUUUUACUCAAAGUAACGCAUACGUUCGGUAUUUCUUAAGGUGUACAUAUUUACGAAUGACUACAACGAUAUGCGUGCCGAGGUCUACAAACAGCAGCAUAUCGAGACGGGAGGAAAUUUGUUCGGUCUUUGGACGACUUCGGGUAGUGCUGUAAUUCAUGUCGUCCUUGGACGUGAUCACAUUGUCAAUGAUAAGUAUACGUUGUGUCAUAUUGGUGAGUGGCAUUCUUAUCACCGCCUAAGUUUAGACCAAACCAGUGCGGGAGUCGAGCAGGCUGUCAGAUGUAACUUCCCGCAAGGCAUGUCGAAAUUUUUGGUCAUCGUUGCAAACAUGAAUAACGAGGAUCGUGCGGAGCUGUCUCCGUAUUUCUUUACCGACGGCGGAACAAGCUAUGAAAAAGCAGAGUUUGCGGUUUUAGAAUCAGAAAAUCCCUUUUCAAAUGAUGCUAAAAAUUUGGCAACGAUUGAGCGCGGAGCUGAGGGAAAUCAAGGUCGAGCCUCUUUAACAGGCUUCGAAAUCCCACAAAACACGGGCUCAAAUUCUCAUCAGAAUAGGAACCCCACCUAUUCGCAGGUCACCUCAAGAAGUUGCCAUGAAAACCCCAGACAAACAGGCUCGAUUACUCAACGGGAUGGCAAUACUAGUUCUACCCAUUCACAGGUUACCUCAAGCAAUAGUCAGCGAUCUGGAGAGAAUGCAAAUGAUGUUACGUCGUCGGACACAUUUGAUACGGAAUCCCCCAAAGGUGGACCAACCCCGCUGGCAGUCCAUACUUCGAUUCAAACGUCGGCGACUGCCGAAGAUGAGAAGGCUUCAACGAAAGAAGUUGUCAUGAAGGACACUUACGAUGAGUUAGAGAAAUUUUUUGGCAAAGGAAAAGUGCAAAUGGAACGUAGUUAUGAUGACAUAAAUAUGAUUUUUGAACAUGAGUCGUAUCACUGGAUGGUUCGCUUUCCUAAAACCUUCCCGAAUCAACCAGCGAAGCUUUACCGUGAAUUGAAUCGUCGUUAUUUCUCAAGCAGCUCGCCAUGCCCUCAUUAUAACCUUGAGAAACCUCUUACUAAUCAUGUUAACAUACUUCUAUCUAUCAAGAAAAAUUGCCGGUUGAUAUGCAAAAGUUGUGAAAAUAUCAGCAAAGAAAACUUAACCCCCGAAGGUGGACCAACUCUCCCGGUAGACCAUACUGCUCAAACAACUGAUAACCCUCCAGAGAAUGGCUCAGCUCAAAGUCAAACAGCGAAAGAAAUUACGAUGAAGGACAUUUACGAUGAGUUAGAGAAAUUUUUUGGCAAAGGGAAAGUGGAAAUAGAACGUAGUUAUGAUGAUAUAAAUAUGAUUUUUGAACAUGAGUUAUAUCACUGGAUGGUUCGCUUUCCUAAAACCUUCCCGAAUCAACCAGCGAAGCUUUACCGUGAAUUGAAUCGUCAUCAUUUCUCAAGCAGCUCGCCAUGCCCUCAUUAUAACCUUGAGAAACCUCUUACUAAUCAUGUUAACAUACUUCUGUCUAUCAAGAAAAAUUGCCGGUUGACAUGCAAAAGUUGUGAAAAUAUCAGCAAAGAAAACUUAACCCCCGAAGGUGGACCAACUCUCCCGGUAGACCAUACUGCUCAAACAACCGAUAACCCUCCAGAGAAUGGCUCAGCUCAAAGCCAAACAGCGAAAGAAAUUACGAUGAAGGACAUUUACGAUGAGUUAGAGAAAUUGUUUGGUCAAGGAAAAGUGGAAAUAGAACGUAGUAAUGAUGAUAUAAAUAUGAUUUUUGGGCAUGAAUCAUAUCACUGGAUGGUUCGCUUUCCUCAAAACUUCCCAGAUCAACCAGCAAAGCUUUACCGUGAAUUGACACGUGAUUAUUUCUCAAGCAGCUCGUCAGGCCCUCUUUAUAACCUUGAGAAACCUCUUACCAAUCGCGUCAACAUACUUCUGUCCAUCAAGAAAAAUUGCUGUUAUUCGUGCAAGACCUGUAAAAAGAUCAGCAAAGAGAAGUUAACCAAGCCUGCUGCUGCAAUGCCCCCAGUCACCGCAACGUUUGCUGACAUUGUAAAAGAGCUAGCAAACGAAAUAAAGAUGACCGAUAUGCCAACACCGUUAUCGUUUUCUGACCGGACCCAAAAUGACGGGAGCCAUAAAAUUGAAUUUAGGCAUUUCUACAAGACGUGGUCCAUAAAAAUCCCCGUUGAAUUUCCUGAUAAACCUGCAGAGGUCUACAAACAAGAAACGCUGUAUGGCGCUCCGGAGAAGAAGACAAUAACGGAUUCGUCAAAGAGCAAACAUGAACAGAAAUCAUUGGUUUCAUCAGAUCUCAUCAUGUUAGCCAUCAGAAGCAACUGUUAUUGCUCGCCAUGCCGGAAGAAUAGUUCGUGCAAACAAUUUCGUAAUUAAUAACAUGAUCGUACCUAAUGUAACGUGAGUUUAAAGUGCAUGUUUUUGAUAAGUAGAGACGUUAGUACGUAGUUUAGUAUAGUUUUUGCAAGAUAACGUCCCGGUCAAACGUGGAUGAGACUGAGUUUUAAUGAAAGUUGCAUGAGAAUCGAGAGUUUGUACGAGAAUUCUCUCAACUCCCAUGGCCAUGUCAACUCUUAUGGUGCCGGUCAAACAGAAGCAAGGUAGCCUGGGAGUUGACGAAAGUUGGCUAGAUUUUAUCCACCAAACAAACAAGAACUCUUAUCCAAAUUUGAACCAGCUCAAAGUUGGUGAGAGUACACGAAACUCGAUGGCAGUUUGCAGUCAAAUGCGAGCGAGGAUUGCAACUGUCAUCAACCCUCAUUAGCGUUUGACCGUGCUUAGUAGUAACUGCAUAUCAAUGAGAAAGUGUGAAGCAAUGUUUUUUUGGAACCUCUAGCAACGAAUAUUGUGCACAACGGAUUCCGAGUAAAAUGAAAAACGACCACUAAUAACACACAGUUUAUGUAAAAUAUUAGAACAAACCAGUUCGUGUUCAUGCUGUAUAAUUAGUUUUAAUGAAGAUAAAGGUGGUUAAAGUUAUCUUUAGCUUCUCGCGCAGGACUCGUAUAAUAAAACAUACAUUAUUGUUAUCAAAAGUCGUUAGAACAGUAGAAAAUCUUUAGACAGUGGAUACCUCCAAACACGAAGGGCAAGCUUCGAUCCUAAGGUAUCCAACACAUAUCUAUAGAGCCGGCCAGAGGUUUUACUGUAACUAAAUAUAUGAACUGCACGCAGAAUUUUUACGAUAUAAUGAUUAAUAUGUGGUUAUCAAAUAUUGUAAUAAAGUGUAGAUCUUUGUAGAAUUUCUAAUACUAUGAAUCCUCGCUCUCGAGUAAGUGUUUCUCUCUAUAACAAGCGCCCUGUUUUUGGAGGAAGACACUCGUCAAGCCUCCUCUAUUAAGUCCCCUUCUGCUUUACACUGAGACCCCAUUGCCAAAUCUUCAAUUAUUUCUUCGUUAGAGGCAAAUAUUUUACCGAAUACUUUAGAGCUAGAGCAUGACGAAUAUCUCUCCCCAGUUUUCUUUCGCCUCGAAUACACGCUCUUACUUAUACACCAAGACCAAGUCGGGUUUAGUCUACCGUGGCUCAAACCUAUACUCUGAAUAAAAUAAAAAACACUUUUGAAUAUGGACAUAAAUUUUCAAACUUUCGAAUGGGACUUAUCUCAUACCAAGUCAUAUUUUAGUUAUAAAACAUUCAGUUUAUAUUAUAAAUUAGAUUUUCUCAAUGGCAAGUACACUAGCUUCUAUAAUUCCUUUGAAAAUAAAACACUGAAGCAUAUGUAGCACAUUUCUUGCAUAAUACAACAGGACGAACAGCAUGACAUCAAACAUUGAUUCUUGUGUACUCCAUUUUCCUGGAACUAAAGGUUUUUCCCGGUAGAAAAGACCAGUAUUUUUCUUAGUAAAACCACAGGUGGUACACUGUUUAGUUGUUGUUAUGUAAACGAUUUUAAAACAGCCAAACAAACAAAAUUUACCUAGUAUAAGAGUAAAAUAAACUAAUUGACUUGCCUGAUGGCUUUAUGAUGUGUAAUAAGUCGAUAUUGAGAAAUAUUUGUUGACACAUUUAAUAUGCUAACUCUGUAUUAGCAUAUUACACGUAUCAAGGAAUAUUUCUAGAUUUAGUACAAGAUUUGUUUACUUUAACUGUAUUUUACUUUUUGCGAGGUAAAUUUUGGUUGUAUAAACUAAACAGUGUACGACAGAGCUGUCUGUGCUAAAACGUUAGAUACAUGAUUAUAAUUAAUAUAUUGUGAUUUAUGUAAAUGUAAUUUAAUCCAGACGGAAGUAUAUAUAUGAGAAAGCGAAAGUUCAGUCAAGUGAAUAUAUAUAAACAGUGAAUAUAUACAAACUUACAAGGCAGCUCCACUUUCAAUAAGACAAUAUUGCGUCACAGCAACUCAGCACUGAGAUCUAUCUUAACUUAAACUUGUCUUACAAAAGAAAUGUCUGUGCCGAAGAGCGAACACAAGGUAAGAAAAUAGAUUUAUUUUUCUACUUAGAAUUGGUCAAUCGAGGAAGGAAUUGACGGCAACUCUCGCUCGCGUUUGACUGCGACACGAGAAUGACUCUCAUAACUCUCAUAUCGACUCUCGCUUGCAACUGAUAUUUUACUAUAAUUGAUUUAUAUAUAUUUAUAUAUUUUGCAUUUGUUAAGGUGUACAUGUAUAUGAAUGAUUUUAAUGCUAUGUGUGCUGAGGUCCACAAACAUCAGCAUAUCCAAACAGGAGGAAAUUUGUUCGGUCUGUGGACGACUUCGGGUAGUGCUGUAAUUCGUCUCGUCGUUGGCCCUGGUCAGGGUUGCAAGCGAACAUCCACCUCGUUUCAUCAAGAUUCAGAAUAUAUGGCUCGUGUUGGUCGCUUUGUCAACGAGGAACACAUGUUAUGUCAUAUCGGAGAAUGGCGUUCCCACCACAGUCUGAUUUUAGACAAACCUGGUGCUGAAGACGAAAUCUCCAUCAGACGUAACUUCCCUCAAGACGUGUCGAAAUUUUUGCUCAUCAUUGCAAACAUUAGAAACGGUGAUAGUGUGCUGUCUCCGUAUUUCUUCACCGACGGCGGAACACGCUAUGAAAAAGCAGAGUUUGUGGUUUUAGAAUCCAAAAAUCCCUUCUCAAAUGAUGCUAAAAUUUUGGCAAAGAUUGAGCGUGGAGCUGAGGGAAAUCAAGGUCGAGCCUCUUUAACAGGCUCCGGACCCCCACGAAAUACGGGCCCAGAUUCUCAUCAGAAUCAGAACACUAGUCCCACCUAUACGCAGGUCGCCUCAAGAAGUUCCCACAAAAACCCCCAACAAACAGGCUCAAAUUCUCAUCAGAAUCAGAACACUAGACCCACCUAUACGCAGGUCGCCUCAAGAAGUUCCCACCAGAAUCCCCAACAAACAGGCUCAAAUUCUCAUCAGAGUCGGAACACUAGUCCCACCUAUACGCAGGUCGCCUCAAGAAGUUCCCACAAAAACCCCCAACAAACAGGCUCAAAUUCUCAUCAGAAAUUCUCAUCAGAAUCAGAACACUAGACCCACCUAUACGCAGGUCGCCUCAAGAAGUUCCCACAAGAAUCCCCAACAAACAGGCUCAAAUUCUCAUCAGAGUCGGAACACUAGUCCCACCUAUUCGCAGGUCGCCUCAACCAAUGGUCAACCUUCUGGGGAGAAUGCAAAUGAUGUUACCCCGACGGACACAUUUUAUACGGAAUCCCCCAAAGGUGUACCAAUACUACCAAACCUUCCAGCAGAUCAUACUUCGGCUCAAACGUCGGCGACUACCGAAUAUGAGAAGGCUAUAACGAAAGAAAUUAUCAUGAAGGACACAUACGAUGAGUUGGAGAAAUUUUUUGGCCAAGAAAAUGUGGAAAUAGAACGAACAAGUUACGAUGACAUAAAUAUGAUUUUUGAACAUGAGUCAUAUCGCUGGAUGGUUUGCUUUCCUAAAACCUUCCCGAAUCAACCAGCGCAGCUUUACCGCGUAUCGAAACGUCGUCAUUUCUCAAGCAGCUCGCCAUGCCCUCAUUAUAACCUUGAGAAACCUCUUACCAAUCAUGUUAACAUACUUCUGUCUAUCAAGAAAAAUUGCCGGUUGACAUGCAAAAUUUGUGAAAAUAUCAGCAAAGAAAAUUUAAACCCCGAAGUUGAACCAAUCCUCCCAGUAGACCAUACUGCUCAAACAACCAAUAACCCUCCAGGGAAUGAUACAGCUCAAAAUCAAUCGGCGAAUACCGCAAAUGAGACGGCAACAACGAAGGAAAUUAUCUUGAAGAAAAUUUAUGAUGGGCUUGAAAAAUAUUUCGGCAGCGAAGGAAAAGUGGCUAUUGAACGUACCAGUCAUGGUGAAGUACAAAUGACGUUCAAACAUUACCAAUAUCACUGGAUGCUUCGCUUCCCAGAAACCUUCCCAAAUCGACCUGCACAGCUUUUAUCGGCUUUCAACCCUAAAUAUUUAUCACCAUGUUCCAAUUGGCUUCUAGAGAGUCCUCUUACCAAUUAUGUCAAUAUACUUCUGUCUAUUAAGAAAAGUUGCUACAGUUCAUUAUGUAAGAUUUGCAAAACUAUCACCAAAGAAAACUUAACCAAACCUGCAACUGCCAAGCCCAUGAGCAACAAGAGUCUGGGGGACGUUGUUGAUGCUCUAACAAAUGAAAUCACAAUGAGCGAGAUGGCGACACCAAAAACGUUAGCUGGUCAGACCCAAAGUGACGGGAGUUAUAAAAUUGCAUUUGAACAUAACUACUCGAAAUGGCUGAUCACGUUUCCAGCCGUGUUUCCCGAUAAGCCAGCGGAGGUCUACAAACAAGGAAGUUGCUAUGGAACCGUGCGGCUUGAGAAAAUUGAUCUUUCUUCAAACACCAGACAUAAACAGGAGCCAUUGGUAUCAUCGAAUCUCAUUAUGUUGGCCAUCUACACCAGUUGUCGUUGCUGGAAAUGUAGAAGUAAGAAAAAUUAG